AUGAUACGAGAGUUUCUCCUUUCUUUAAAAGAAUGGCUAUUGGGAUUAAAUCUUUUUAAAAAAUCUUCAAGUAAUGAACAAACUCUUGCCAAAGAAUUACUAACCACACGCAUUUUUCUCAUUUCUUUUCUUUGUCUAUUGACUCUUAUUGGUAUUAUUUCAUCAUUAAUCCUUUAUACAGUCAACAAAUCGGAAAGUUCACCACACGUAAAAAGAUUUGAAUAUCUUGUAAGCAAAUAUCCCAAGACAUUAAAUUGUCCCUGUUCAAAAGCUGGAGUUACAUAUUCAACGUUUGUUACAAUCAAUGCCGAAUUUCAUCAAGUAUGUUCAAGUGAAUUUAUUACAAAAUUAUGGAUUGAAACUGUUUUUGCUCAAAAAAAUUCUGAUGGUAUUCAUCGAAUAUUAAGUUUCUUCUGGCAAACUAUUGCAGAUUUUUGCGCAAUUAGUAAACAAUCAUUAAACGCAGCAAUAAUCAAUUUCAAUUCAUCAUUUAUACUUACUCCUAUAGUUAAUUCAAAAGAUGUUAUUGAAAAUCAAGUAUAUUUAGAUCUAAAUGUCUAUAUUCAAGCAAUCAAAACAAAACUUGCACAGUAUUUAUUAGUAAUUCAACGAACUAUCGCUGGUAAUCAAUAUGUUUCUGCUGUAACCAGUAAUUUUUACUUUAUUUCUUUGACGGGAGAACACUCUCUUCGAAUGUCACCAAAAGAAUUAAAUAAUUGUUCAUGUAUGAGAAGCACUGGCUGUCCACAUCCCGCAAUGAUAAAUCAAACAAUUGUUCCUGGAAUGAUCAUGGAUUGUUAUUUAGUAGAUGCAACAUUGUCAUCUACUUUAGAAUGUUAUCAUAAUCAAACAUGUUUUUCUCUUUUACAUCCAUCAAUGCCAAUGAAAUUACUUUCAAAUAAUGUAAAUAAACAAUUUUCAUUGAAUUCAACUAUUCAAUUACUUUUAGAAAAACUUAUGAUUGAUAAUUUAACUAUUAAUAUUAAUUUUGAUUUAUUCUAUGAUCAAUGUAAACCAUUAUUUUGUUCAUAUUCGUAUUCUCAUCGUUUUGAUGUUAUGUUUGUCAUCACGACGUUGAUUAUUAGUUUUAGUGUACUAUCAUUUAUUUUACCACUUAUUUCAAGAUUAAUAGUUAUGAUUAUUUUACGUUGUAAAGGAGUCAACUCAACAAGAGCAGGUAGUUUUCGAGUGAAAGAAAUAAUAAUGAAUAUACGUCGAUCUAUAUAUACAAAUAUAAUUAAUGUAAAUCUUUUUGAAAAUGAACGAAUGAUAGAUGAAAAAUAUGUAUAUGAACAACGUUUUACUACUCGAAUAUUUCUUUCAUUUUUUAUCAUCUUUUUCAUUAUAAUUAGUAUUGUAAUAAUUUUAUCGAAACAAGAACAAUUGAUAACAAUUUCUCAACCAAUGGAAGAAGAAUAUCAAAUAUUAAAUGAAAAAUAUAGUUCAACACUUAUUUGUUCAUGUUCACGAAUCUCUAUUCCAUAUGGAACAUUUCUCGAUGUUACUUUUCUUCUUCAUCAAAUCUGUUCAAGUAAUCUUGUUUCAAUUCAGUGGACUAAUUACUUAUCAUCACUCAAUCCAAUGAAUAUAUCUGAAUGGUUCUUCGAAUAUAUAGCAAAAGAUUUUCGAGACGUUGGUUCUUCUUACUUUGAAUUUCUUCAAAUAUUCUGUCAAUUAGCAAAUCUUACCAUUGAAAAUAGUCAACAAACUUUUCUAUCAACGGAAUUUAUCAGUAAUAAUCUUCUUUCUCCAGAUAUUUUCCAAGAAAAAACAACAGAUCUCAUGGAUACAUUCAUUCAUACGAUUCAAAAUACUUUUCUUGAAAUCUAUCAAUGGCUUCGAAUAAUUAAUACAAUUAAUACCUUUAUAACAGGUACCAAAUCAAAUUUUGAUGGACAUAUAGAAAACGAUCAAGUAAUAUUAACGGAUCCACGUCGUAGUGCAAUUGUCUUUCUCAGAAAUAAUGAAAUAACUGGAGCAGGUGUAUGUAUAUGCUCAACAAUGGGAAAUAUGUGCCCCAUUGGACUUAUGCUCUUUAAAAAUACAUCAAAGUCUGUCAAUCGCCCAUAUUUUUUCCAAGAAGUUUCAUAUGGUUGUUUACCUUGGAAAGGAUUUAUGCGUUCAACAAUUGAUUGGUGGUAUAAUCAAAGUUAUAUCAGUGAUAUUCAAGAUACCUAUGCAACAGUUAUUCCAAAGUUAUUUUCACCAAUUAUAACGGCACUUGAUCGAUCAAUCAAUUCAUCAUUUCACGGAAAAAAUAUGGAAUAUUUAAUAGAAAAUAUGUUUAUUGAAACAAUUGUGAAAAAGAAUGUAAAUUUUAGCACUUUUUACAAUCAAUGUGCACCACGGUCUUGCUCUUAUACAAUUAUUCAACGACGAGAGAUUUCCGUUCUUCUUCUUCUUUUAAUAUCCAUUAGCCAAGGACUUGAUCAAAUUCUUCGCUUAUUUGUACCUUUAUUUAGUCACUUGAUUUUAUUUUUUCUCCUUAAGUUCAUAAGUUCCAAUCGAACAGUAGUACAAACUACAAGUUUUCAACGAUUCAAACGUUUAUUGAAAUGCAUUCAAUAUUUUAAUUUAUUUUCAUCCGAUAAGACAGAUAAAAUUAGUUUACAUUUACAAUUAAUCUAUACACGUGUUUAUAUCGUUCUUUUUAUCAUCGCCUUAGGAACCUUAGUUUUUUACAACUCAGUUAUCGAACGUACUCGUUCAAUAAUAACAUCCAAUCCAAAAAUAACAGAUUAUGAACAGCUUCUACAACUCUAUUCAGAUAAUGUCAAUUGUCCCUGUACACAAAUUGCUAUACCUUAUGCAAAAAUCGUCACUACACUUAAUGUAACAUCAUUCCAUCAAGUAUGUACUAGUUCAUUAUUGGGGAAAAUGAUAGAAACAGGUCGACCUCUGGGAAGUACCACUGGUCCUAGUGGACUGGAAUUUGAUUCUUGGAGGAAAUUAUUUAUGAGUGGUAUCAGCAUUCUUUGCGCUUUAUCGAAGAAUUAUGUCAAGAAUAAUAUUGAAAUAUUUCUUUCAUCAACAAUGUUAGCUUAUCAGAUUAUACCUCGAAAUGUUUUCAACCAACAAAUUAAUAUCACUGUAAGUCACUUUCAAAAUGAAUUACCAAUUAGAUUUAAUCAAACACUUGAACUUAUUCGAGCGAUCAAUCAUGAUAAUGCUUUGAUCGGCAUUUUCCCUUCGAACUGGAAUAUUUUUGUUGCAGAUAAUAAUAUUUCAUUUGUUACUGAUCCUGUAAUAUAUAACUUUACAAAUACAAAUACAACAUGUUCAUGUGCAACUGAACGAUCUUGUUCUAUGCCAGUAGUUAUCUAUGAUUUCGGAAGAAGAGUAUAUGUUAACUCGCCUGAAGGUGUUGUAUAUAGUUGUUCAUUGGUCGAAGCAAUUCUUCAUUCGUCAUUAUUUUGUUUUUAUUCAAAAACAUGUGUUCUUCAAUACCGAAAAUUAGCAAAUAUAUUACCUCUUUCAAGCGAAUGGUCUGAUCUAAUUACUAAAAACAUUUUCAAUUCAUCAUUGACUCGUUUUGCAAUAAAUGAUACAAUUGAAACAAUGGUCUCUUCUAUGUUUAUUGAAUCAUGGUCAAGUAAUACAUCCUAUGAAAAUUUCUUUGAAACUUGUUCACCAUCUCAAUGUAUUGGUACUUAUCAUUAUCGAUUUGAUACUAUGGCAAUAUUUACUACCAUCUUAAGUGUCUAUGCUGGUUUAACUUUCAUAUUAAGAUUUUUAGUUCCAUAUUUAAUCAGGAUUAUUAAUAAGAUUCGACAUUGUAAUCGUGUUCAAACGAUAAAUACUUCUUAA
Messenger RNA from Adineta ricciae, 3807 nucleotides. The record is from the annotation of a GenBank genome assembly. NCBI's taxonomy places the organism in Eukaryota, Metazoa, Rotifera, Eurotatoria, Adinetida, Adinetidae.